AUGGCCACAACUACAGUGACUGGUCAUGGACGACGGGCAUCGAUCAGGCAAAACGAACUGCAAGUCCCAACCAAGACGUCGAUCUCACAACCCACGGGCAGUCCCAUCGAUCAGUUCCCUCCCUACGAAGAGACAUUUGACGCCGCCGCGGGUCGGCCUUCUACUCGCGAGAACACGCCAAUGGAUCCGCGAGAAUUUCUCAAACAUCGGCCGCGGAAGAGUAUCAGCGAGGCCAUCACAACAAUUCGGACACGCAACGGCAGCGUUAGUGCCAACGCCCAGGAACUUGCGGAGGCACUUCGAGCGCCAGUGUCUUAUCGCCUGAUUGGUCUCUGCCUUGUCUGGUACUUUACGUCCGCCCUGACCAAUACGUCCUCGAAAUCCAUUCUGAAUGCUCUUCCGAUGCCUAUCACAUUGACCAUCAUACAAUUCGCCUUCGUUUCAAUAUGGUGUCUGCUGCUGGUAUACUUGUCCACGGUAAUCCCUUGGCUGCGCCAAAGCGUGCCCAUCCUCAAUCAUGGCAUUCGAUACCCGUCUCGCGACGUGAUCUCUACUGCUUUGCCUCUGGCCGUCUUCCAACUUGCCGGGCAUAUCCUUAGCUCGAUGGCCACCUCCAAGAUUCCCGUGUCACUGGUUCACACGAUCAAGGGCCUCUCGCCUUUAUUCACCGUUCUCGCCUACCGAGUUUUGUUUCGCAUUCGAUACGCAAGGGCAACGUAUUUGUCGUUGAUUCCGCUUACCCUCGGAGUUAUGCUUGCGUGUUCUACUGGGGCGUCUACAAAUCUUUUUGGGAUUCUCUGCGCUUUCUUCGCUGCGAUCGUCUUUGUGUCCCAGAACAUAUUCUCCAAGAAGCUCUUCAAUGAGGCGGAGCGUUCUGAGACUGACGCGUCACGUCCAACCCGACGAAAAUUAGAUAAGCUCAACCUGCUUUGUUAUUGCUCCGGGCUUGCUUUUUUCCUUACCCUGCCAAUCUGGUUUGUCAGUGAAGGGUAUCCGUUAGUGGCUGACUUGAUCAAGGACGGCGUUAUUUCUCUAUCAGAAAAGCAGGAUUCUCUGGACCACGGUGCCUUGGUGGUUGAGUUCAUCUUCAACGGCGUUUCGCACUUUGCGCAGAAUAUCCUCGCUUUUGUGCUGCUGUCCAUGAUCUCUCCGGUGUCAUACUCGGUCGCCUCUUUGGUUAAGCGGGUGUUCGUUAUUGUGGUCGCGAUUGUGUGGUUUGGAAGCUCAACAACCCCCAUUCAGGCUUUCGGUAUCGGCCUUACUUUCUUGGGUCUUUAUCUAUAUGAUCGCAACAGCCACGACGACGUGGCUGAUAAACGAGCAAAUGCAGACCAUUUCCGCGCCCGACAGUCUAUCUUGCCAACAAAUGUGAAGCACUCCGGCAAGGCUUGGGAUUCAAAUGGUUACGCUUUCCCUGGUGGCAGGUCGUUUGAAGGGUCUACAUCCAACAGCCCUUACGUAUACAAUGGCCCAAAGAAGGAGGAUGACGAACCGGGACGUAUGAGACCUCGAGGCGCCAGUGUCUCUCGAAAUUGGUUGCCCGGAACCAAGCAAGAAUCAACGUGGCAACCCAGAGAUUCCCCAGCGGCUGCAUGA
Penicillium maclennaniae is the source of this 1596-nucleotide messenger RNA. Its product is annotated as putative ER to Golgi transport protein (Sly41). Gene Ontology annotation, molecular function: phosphoenolpyruvate transmembrane transporter activity; antiporter activity. NCBI's taxonomy places the organism in Eukaryota, Fungi, Ascomycota, Eurotiomycetes, Eurotiales, Aspergillaceae. Gene Ontology annotation, cellular component: Golgi apparatus; endoplasmic reticulum. The transcript has 3 exons. The record is from RefSeq and is a predicted model, not a curated record. Bases 1 to 1596 code for a protein of 531 amino acids. Gene Ontology annotation, biological process: phosphoenolpyruvate transmembrane import into Golgi lumen.